AAGCUGGUGAUUUAUAUCUUAAAUUUGUUUAUAUCAGUUUGGGAACUUGGCAAUGUUGGAAAGAAAUUGAAGAAAUGAAAAAAUGUCAAAUUGGUAGUUCGCAAUUUCAGUUAAGUCCACAACAAUGUUGCGUAAGUGAACAACAGCAACAACAAAGUGAUUCGAGUGUUGUACAUAAUGAUGAUGUAAAUAAUGUAAAUGGUCAACAAAAAAAGAAUAAUGAUAAUUAUUAUAAACAACAAAUAAAGAGGAAUUUGGAAAGAGAAAAAGUGGAGAGAAUUGAAACACUUUAU
This is a messenger RNA of Dentiscutata erythropus, 293 nucleotides long. Lineage: Eukaryota; Fungi; Glomeromycota; Glomeromycetes; Diversisporales; Gigasporaceae. The record is from the annotation of a GenBank genome assembly.